This is a messenger RNA of Coniosporium apollinis CBS 100218, 1284 nucleotides long. RefSeq lists its product as uncharacterized. Lineage: Eukaryota; Fungi; Ascomycota; Dothideomycetes. The record is from RefSeq and is a predicted model, not a curated record. The coding region runs from base 1 to 1284 and encodes 427 amino acids. The transcript has a single exon.
AUGUCGUCGACUAGAGUCCUUUCCGCUACGUCGCUAGACAUCAUUGCCGAGUACAGCUCGAGCAAUAUUGCAACCGUUCACGCCGGGUAUCGCACCGUCUCUACUAGUUCCUUUGCAACGAUUUCGAGCCAGGAAACUGUUGAGAUUCCCGACGAACUUAAUAGCCAAGAGGCGUUGGAGUUCUGCGGCUUUGGGGAAGACACAGCUCGACUGCUCGUUGAGCAUUGGGAAUGGCUGCAGACGCAUGGUAGAGAGGGUCAGCACGGGUUCGGGGAUGAUAUUAUAAUCAUCGCCCGGCAGCACGUCAAAGACCGAGCAAUAUUGAGAGAUGCAUGGCUUGAAUACCAGGACUGGGAAGGCGUUCUGAGAUACCUCGGGAUGUCGGAAGAAGCUGUUGUUGGCAUCAUGAACCCGGAAUGCCGAGUGGUGAGGCUGAUGGCCUCGGCGUCCGAAUGGGUGCUAGAUACCAUCGAUAUGAAUUUCGAAUUCCUUACCACCCUUGACAAGCGCAUACGGAAGAAAAGGCUAGAGAUAGAGAGGGCUUACUCGCCAGCGCCUGACGUUCAGCCAUCCCCGGCACUACGACCGAAUCAGCCUCUCACUGGCGGUCUCCACAUUAGCCAUCCCAGCACCAUCGCCGCAGACGAAGUUGAGCCGCCAAUAGAGGUCGAAGGCCGCACCAUGCUAUACAAGGGUGGCACCUAUUCUCGCCUUCUGUCUAUCUUCCGACCCGACGGCUCCCUAAACCUCACUGACAUCUUCUCGACACCACCUACGGAUUUUCAUCCUUCUCAUUCCCUUGUCUAUUUCGGCAAACAGAAGGAAGUUGCGGAUAUGUAUGCGAUAUUCGCAGAGUCUCGCAGCUCGCGCGUCAGAGAUGGCGCCAUCAUGUAUGUAGCCAUACCAAAUACGUGGCUAGACAACGCGCACAGCAUCUUCAACCCGGACUGGAAGCAGCUGGUUUGGCUAAGCCGCAAUCGCCGUGCGUUCCUCGAACGUCUCUCCGCUUCUCCCACCGCCAUUCCUGAAGAGCUUGUCAGCUAUACCACAGCGCCAAUCCUUCUUGGAGCAAUCUGUUGCAUGUCGACAAAUCAAAUCCAGAGGCUUGACAGCGCCGACGACAUCCGAGACCUUCGACUGAGUAACGGCAAUAAAGGAACACAGGUUGUGCUACAAACGCAAGAUGCUUUCGCCAGAUUCUUACGAGAAUGCCAAGGAUACGUUUGGGUCCAGAAGUGGGACAGUCAGCUGGCAUACACCUAUCCGCCCAACUCAUCAGCAUAA